GUAGUCGCCAUCCAGACCGAUGGAUUGUCCCUGGAGGAGGCAUGGAGCCCGAGGAGGAGCCAAGUGUAGCAGCAGCCCGUGAAGUGUGUGAGGAGGCUGGAGUAAAAGGAACAUUGGGAAGAUUAGUUGGGAUUUUUGAGAUGGUGAGAGGCAGAGAUGGGGGAGAGACAGCUACAGCACUGUUCCACCACUCAUGAAGCUUCCUCUCAGCAGACGGGAAGCAGGGGCUUGAACCCUAGCCCUUGCAACGUGGCAAUGUGUGUGCUCGACAAGGUGCUGCUUGGGCUCGGCCCUUACCGCCCCGGGGGACGCUGGGAAACCGCGCCCUCGGCUCCCCCUGCUGCGUGGCCCUCGACUGCCCCCUGCUGCGGCGGAGUAGACCCUGCAGCUCUGGCCGCCCCGCCUUCGCACCGCCCAUCUCCUGCCCGCGGAUUGGUGGCUCCUGAUGUCUCUGGGCUGGUCGUCUCCUGCUACCUGAUUGGCUACACCCGGAACCAAGGCCACGCCCACUUUCCUGGGUCCUUUGAUCACGCGCCUGCCGGCUCUUCCGGGGCUGUGGAGCCAACACAGGGCGUUCCUGUCCAGGCUGUCGCGGCGGGAGGGAGCCCAGUGGAGGCACCCUCCCAAGGCACUACUCCCAUGCUGACUACCCAGCUCCUCUGCCGCCGAUGUCAUGAGUAACACCACAGUGCCCAAUGCCCCCCAGGCCAACAGUGACUCUAUGGUGGGCUAUGUGCUGGGGCCUUUCUUCCUCAUCACCCUUGUUGGAGUGGUGGUGGCUGUGGUAAUGUAUGUACAGAAGAAAAAGCGGGCAGACCGGCUGCGCCACCACCUGCUCCCCAUGUAUAGCUAUGACCCUGCUGAGGAGCUGCAUGAAGCCGAACAGGAGCUUCUCUCGGAUGUGGGAGACCCAAAGGUGGUGCAUGGCUGGCAGAGUGGAUACCAGCACAAGAUGCCCUUGCUAGAUGUGAAGACAUGACCCCCUGCUAAAUGCCAGGGCUCAGCUUCUGGGCACUGUACCCCCCCAACCCUCUGGACUGAGCACACCACCCAUUCCCAGAUGCUGUUGCAGACCAGAAGGAACCCUUCUUUAGCCCUAACUUGGCCUUUAGCCUUACUUCCAUGGUGACAGGGCAUGAUGUAUAAUAGUACAUAGUAUGUAUAUUUUGUAAAUAAAAUGUUUUGUGGUUA
Messenger RNA from Erinaceus europaeus (western European hedgehog), 1191 nucleotides. It is a transcript of the gene SMIM29, whose product is annotated as small integral membrane protein 29. The record is from RefSeq and is a predicted model, not a curated record. The coding region runs from base 674 to 979 and encodes 101 amino acids. NCBI's taxonomy places the organism in Eukaryota, Metazoa, Chordata, Mammalia, Eulipotyphla, Erinaceidae. The transcript has 8 exons.